CCCACGAUGCUGGACGGGGUGGGGUUGCUCUGAUACCUUGGUGUUUGCUGCUAUCACAACGUGAGAAGUGGUUGCAAGUAGAGAUUGACUUCAUACUUGAAAAAUCCAAAUCAGUGCGCCGGAAUCCAUUUUCAGAAAUAGGCAUGUCAGCUGACAAAACAGCCAAUGCUGUUCAACACGGUCAUAAAGGAUUCAGACAUUAUAGAGUUAUAGGAAAGACUUCCUAUGUGGAUGAAACCUUGUUUGGAAAUUCUAAUGGGCUUCGGAGUUCAGUCGCUGAAUUUGAACCACCAUGGGGUUCCACUUCUCAAACUGGUUCACAACAAUCUUCAUCAUGGAGUUCAAGUUCCCAAGUAAAGCCUACUGCAAAUGGAGAAAUUAGACUAGUUCCAAAUGCACACAAAUGUGAUGGCACACCAAUAAAAAAGAACAAAUACAGGUUAAAAGGCCAUGUGCCUAGCUACUGUGAUGAGUCACUUUUUGGCACAAAACAAGAGGAUCCAGACUGGGAGGCACCAUGGACUGCACAAGCAGAUAAAAUAAAGAUUCGUCCACUCCUGUGGACUCCCUCAGUCCAUAAAAUUAGUUCAAAUGCAUUUUGUGCGUGUAGCUGUCAGUUCUCAUCUGCCAAAGGAAAUCCAGUGAAAUCACUUUAUUCAGUCACAAGAGAAUCUUGUACUGAUCCAAUUACAGAAAAAAGAGGUAAAUCAGAUUAUUGGAAGAGGCCAAAGAGUGAUAAAGACUCUGUUAAUGGCACCACUAUUCAAGAACAAUCAAAGUCUUUAACUAGGAUACCCAGCCCUUGGAAAAGAAUUGUGAAAGCAGAUUCCCCACUGAAUACUACAAGGAACACAGAGCAGUUGCAAUGUAGACCAAUUUCACCAUUUACUAGAUUAUCAGGACCAAAGCAUUGCAAUAAACAGAGACCUGAUAACCUGUCAGAUUCUGUUUCAUAUAGCCAACCCAAGAUAACAGGUUCUGUCACAUCAAGUCCUCCCUGGAAAUACUAGGGUAUAAUUGAGAUUGAGGUAUUUCUGAAGCCAGUUUGAAAUAGGGAUGUAGCUACAUUUUCAGUUACCAACAAUGAUCUUAUUUUAAAAAAAACAGCCAAGCUCAACAAAUGAGGGAACUGUGGGAAGUGAGGUGAAUGUCACCGAGAAGAUAUUGAACUUGUUGAUUACGCGGAACUGAUCAAAUUCAGAUCAUUCGAGAUGGCCCUCAAGAGGAACAACACUGAUCUUUUAGAGUCACAGACAUGUACAGCAUGGAAUCAAACCCUUCGGUCCAAUUGGUCCAUGUUAACCAGAUAUCCUAAAUUAAUCUAGUCCCAUUUGCCAGCAUUUGGCCCCUAUCCCUCUCACCCCUUUCUAUUCAUAUAUCCAUCCAAAUGCCUUUUAAAUGUUAUAAUUAUACCAGCUUCCACCACCACCUCUUGCAGCUCAUUCCACACAUGCACCACAGUCUGUGUGAAAAUGUUGCCCCUUAAGUCCCUUUAAAUCUUUACCCUCUCACCUUCAGCCUAUGCCUUCUAGUUUUUGGCUCCCCUACCCUGGGGAAGAGAUCUUGGCUAUUCACCCUAUCCAUGCCCCUCACGAUUGAUGGUUUAAAAUCCUAUUAAUUACAGAUUUCUAUCAAAGAUCAUGUUUGUUUCAAUAAGUAGAUAAAACUGGCAAACUAAGCUCAGUUUUCAGAAAUGUGAGGUUAUCCACUUUGGUUUCCAGAAAGAUAAAUUGGAACAUUUUCCUAAAUGUUGCCCCUCAGGUCACUUUUAAAUCUCUCCCCUCUCACAUUAAACCUUCACUUUUGGACUCUUUUACCCUGGAAAAAUGACUUUGGCUAUUAUCUAUGCCCCUUAUGGUUUUAUAAAUCAAACUCAAAACACACUGUGCAAACUCAACACAGACAGUCACCUAAGACUGGAUUUGAACCGAGGUCUCCGGCAGUGUGUUUGUCUUCAUGCAGUGGAAGAAUGAGCAACAGAUGAUACAAUAACUGAGCAUGCCUUUAGUUUUCAGAAAGUGUGUGUUUAAGUAGAACUCUUAAAACAACAUAAAACUGUUCUUCCCCUUUUGAGGUUUUGUCAGAGAUUAGGGGCUAUGAUCAAGGCUGCCCAGCCUCAAGGUUAUUGGAGCAGUUUUAUCCAAAUCGCCUGUUGCCAUGUUAACAAAGAGUACAUUUUUAUCUUCUGCAUACCAGUACUAUAGGGUUUCUUGGAUAAUAAGCCCUAAAUUAAUUUUCUUAGACUUGCUUUAUUGUAAUUAGCUGGCAUGUUUGAAAGCAGAUACGUCUCAUAAAAUACAGAUAAAAUGCAUUCUCACUUCCCUAGCCUAGCAGCUCAAAAUUACCAUAAAAACGAAUAAAAAUAAUUAAUUAUUUAAAAUAUAGAACUCGCAUCAGUACUAUUGGAAAUCCAUUUUAAGUUAUACAAGACCAAUUUAGAGAAAAAAUUACUGGUACCUUUUGGAGAAACAGAGUUAAUGUUUCAAAUCCAAAGUGACAUUUCUUCAGAAAUGAAAGAUGUUGGAAAAAGUACUUUCUAAAUUUUUGACAGAUGCAGGGACGGAGGGAACAGAUAGUUAAGAGGCCUAGUGCAAAAGAUAAAGAGUUGUUAAUGGUGGUGAAAGAAAAAUAAAUGUAAAAUGGGUAUAAAUUAAUUCUUGAAGGAAUGGGUCCUCUCUACUGAGCAAACUCAAGGGUGUGGAGCAGGUUGGAGACAAAGUAAGAAGAAUGGAGAACAGCCAUUAUAUGCAGUCAGUUCCUGAAGUUUGGGAAUCCAACAUUCAGCACUUGAGGCUGUAAAGUACUUAAGCAGAAGAUGAGGUAUUGUUCCUCGAGCUUGUGCUGUGCUUUGCCGACCAUCGCAGCAGGCUCAAGAAAGAAAUAUUAAUAUAAGACCAAGAGUCAAUGCAGUGUGGAGCUGGAGGAACAUAGCAGGUCAGGCAGCAUCAGAGGAGCAGUAGAGUCAAUGUUUCAGGCCUAGACCCUCCAUCAGACCUGCACUGUAUUGACUUUGACUCUACCAUCUUCAGUUCUUGCUAUCUCCUAGUAUAACAGCAAGAUGUUUAUUGAAAUUGCAAGCAACUGAAAGUUUGGAGUUAUUCAUGCAGACACUGCGGAAGUGCCCCACAAAGAGAACACCAGUCUGUGUUUGGUCUCAUCAAUGUGAAGAAGGCAUUGUGAGCAGUGAAUACAGGAGACUAAAUUGAAAGAAGUACAAGUGAAAUGCUGCUUCACCUUGAAGGUGUGUCCGGUGCCUUAACAUUGAAGAGAGAGGCAGUGAAUGAGCAAGUGUUACACGUUCUGCAAUUGCUUGUGAAGGUGUCACAGGGAAGUGAGGAAGUCUCAGGUGUGAUAGAGAAGUGGCUAGGGUGUCACAGAGAGAAUAGUCCUUGCAGAAUGCUGACAGUGGAGGGGAGAGGAACAUAUUUUUGGUGGUAUUGUCUUGCUGGAAGUGGUGGAACUGGCAGAGGAUGAUCUUUAGAAUGUAGAGACUAGAAAGGGAAAUAUCAUUCCAGGAAAGAGGGAAAGGAGUAAGGGCAGAGUGCAGGAGAUGGGUCUGACUUAGCUGAAAGCCUUGU
Molecule: messenger RNA, 3578 nt
Organism: Stegostoma tigrinum
Lineage: Eukaryota; Metazoa; Chordata; Chondrichthyes; Orectolobiformes; Stegostomatidae
Product: RBPJ-interacting and tubulin-associated protein 1-like
Exons: 3
Coding region: 144-1010 (288 amino acids)
Biological process (GO): negative regulation of Notch signaling pathway; nuclear export; Notch signaling pathway
Cellular component (GO): cytoplasm; nucleus
Molecular function (GO): tubulin binding
Source: RefSeq, a predicted model, not a curated record